Molecule: messenger RNA, 2391 nt
Organism: Zingiber officinale
Lineage: Eukaryota; Viridiplantae; Streptophyta; Magnoliopsida; Zingiberales; Zingiberaceae
Product: protein WHAT'S THIS FACTOR 1, chloroplastic-like
Exons: 3
Coding region: 124-1602 (492 amino acids)
Molecular function (GO): RNA binding
Source: RefSeq, a predicted model, not a curated record
CUAUCCCCUUUCUCCGUCGCAGAAUAGCAGGCGUCCGACUCCGACGCGCUGCGCCGCCUUCUAAGUCGCGUGUACCUCUUCUCCGGCAUCUCACGGCUGUCGAUCCUCUUCUUUACGGCGGCCAUGGCGCUCGUUGCCCUUCCUGUUCUCAGCCCACCGAGAUUGAGUGCGGACCCUUGCAUUUCCCCAUUUCUCAAGUCCUCCUUCCUCCCGGCCACCAUCAUUCCCUCCUCCUCCACUUCCUUCUCAUACCGCACCACCACCACCACCACCACAGGACGGAAAUUUCCUCGUCCUUUAACCGUCACCGCUUCCUCCUCCAAGAUCGUCCGCUUCCCCCCGCUCGACCGCAACGCAUCCAAGCACAGCCGCCUCCGCUUCGCCCGCAAGCUCAAGACCCUACUCCUCUCCAAACCCCGCCACUUCCUCCCCCUCCGCAUCCUCUCCCGCUGCCGCCCCUACCUCGGCCUUCCCCCCUCCCGCUCCCUCCUCUCUAUGGUCCUCCGCUACCCAGCCCUCUUCCGCAUCCUCCGCUCCCCCUCCGACCUCCUUUCCGUUGCCCUCACCCCUGCCGCCGAGGAUCUCGCCGCUCGCGAGUCCCUUGCUCGCUCCCACCUGACCUCUGCCCUCGCCUCAAAACUCCAACGCCUACUCAUGCUCUCCCCUCGCCGAUCCCUCCUCCUCUCCAAGCUCGUCCACCUCGCCCCUGACCUUGGCCUCCCCCCGAACUUCCGUUCGCAUCUCUGCAAUUCCCACCCCGACCGUUUCCGCACCGUCGACACAUCGUACGGCCGCGCACUCCAGCUCGUCGCCUGGGACGACGCCCUCGCCGUCCCUUUUCCUUCCUUCCGCCCGCCUCUGUCCUGCGAAGACCGCCGCCCCAUCAUCGAUCGCCCUUCGCGCUUUAAGCACCUCCCCCUUCGCCGCGGCCUCAAUCUCAAGCGCCGUCACCGUGAUUACCUAAUUCGCCUGCGCGAGAUGCCCGACGUCUCCCCCUAUGCGGUUACGGCCGAUCGAGGAGAAGAACAGAGCCGUUGGUUGUCGCCUGAAGAGGCUGAGAAGAGGGCGUGCGCGGUGGUGCGAGAGGUGCUGGGAAUGACGGUGGAGAAGCGCACCUUGGUGGACCACUUGACGCACCUGAGGAAGGACUUCGGGCUGCCCAACCGGCUGAGGGCGUUGCUGGUCCGCCACCCUGAGUUGUUCUACGUGAGUGUGAAGGGGGUGCGCCACUCGGUGUUCUUGAUGGAGGCUUAUGACGACAAGGGGAAGCUGUUAGUGGAGGACGAGCUGCUGGAGGAGAAGAGGAGGUUGAUGGAGUUGGUUAGGGAGGGGAAGAAGAUGAGGAGGGAGAGGAGAAAAGAUGUUGGAUACAGUGACCAUGCGGACUCUGUGGAAGAGGAAGAGGACGACGAGGAGGAGGAAGAAGGCAAUGAGGAUGAUGAUUUUGCCAACCUGUUUGAGUCUGGGAUUGGGGAAGACUGGGAGGAGAUUAGGAAUUGGACUAGUGAUGGGAUUACGGAAAUUGAAGUCGAAGAAUUUUGGGUAAAGAAAGCUGCCUCCACUGGUGUUGUUGAAGGUGUUGGAGAGUUGGAAGCCUGGUGAACCAUAGCUCCAUGGAUAUUAAACGUAUCGGAGACUAUUAAGAGAGAGAUCAGUCAGUUCUCAGCGAUACAAAAUUGAAUCUAACAAUUACUCCUGCAGGUUUUGCUGCAUUUGCAACAGUAAGAAACUAUAUACUGAAACUGGGGGCAACAAACUGUACACCUCAGAAGUUCGCUUGAUUAGUUUUUGAAGUGCAUGCUAUCUCAUUCCAUUUCAAAAUCCUUGAAGAGAUUUUUAGAACUCAGAUUAUGGAAAAUCUUAUGGCAAACUGAGAUCUCUUACCUUAGAAGCUAAUGAUAUCAGACUGGCAGCGUUAUUGAUGGACCUGAGAUAUAUGAUAUAUACAAGCUGAUUACCUUCUCUGCCUAUAUAAGGCAAAUGCUACUUGAAUUUAAGAAUGAAGGCAAAGGACCCUGACAGGCACUAAUAGCAAUAUUGUGAAUCAUUCUACUCUGCAGUUCUUGUUUGCCGCUGCAUCAGCAUCAAAAUGUGCACUCAUCAAUUGCUGUUUUCGAUAGUAAACGUGAGCAAAUAUCUCCAAGAUGCAAGUUGCAAAUUAAUUUCAGUUUGUAAAGUGAUUCUGACCUAUUUUGUAGAAGAUCUCUCAGUGUUCACUCGAAGAGAUCUUGCAAUUUUUCACAACAGAACCGCAAUGAACAAUACAAGCAUGACCCUCAUCAACAUUGCUAUUGUUGUAUAUUCAUUUCAGUUAGGCAUUAUGACUGAAUACAUUAUGGCUUCUCAGACAUCAGUUAGGAAAGUAAGCAUCCAUUCCAUGUAGCUUUAACC